AGGAGAGCGCGUGUAAGUUCCUUACGAUAGAAUAAAAUAGAUUGUAUAUUUGUGAGCAUUAUACAUAAGUAGACAAGUGAUGUAGGUGGCCAGUCCAAUUACAUAAUUGAUGCAUACAUACAUUCAUCGGAUCAGCGCAAAUUCAGCCUUUCCGUUCCUCCCAAUUACGGUCGUCGGUACGACGAUUCGUACUCCUGCUAUAUACCUUCUUGCAUACCAAACUCGCAACGUAAUUAAUUAAACUGAAAAAUGAGAAACAAGUUGAAAUUUUAGUUGGAUAAUCCAAUGAAAACCAUUAUAUCUUUGAGACCGUUUCAUAAAUUGGCUCCACUACCACCGCCGUCGCUACUGCAUUAGUAUUGUUGUGAAUGGGAUUAGUGUUGGAAGUGUGUUAUCAGCCCGUGAAAUUAAUCUUAAUUCCUGAAGCCGCGCGUUCUUUCCCAUCCCGUCCACACGCUCAACUCGCCUCAAUUCAGUUUGAUUUACUUUUUCGCGCACGACUUAAGUUGUUGUCCUUACGGAGUUUUAUUGAAAUGUUUGGUCGAUAUCCUGGCGCGAUUCUCUUAGUGUUCUCACUGCUCACGGUGAGAGCCUACUUUUACGAAGAUGACGAAAAGCAGCAGCCCAGCUACCUCACGGCGGCCGUCGGCGAUUUCACCAUCAUGAACUGCGAUCUGGACUUCCCUCAGACCAUCCCCAUACCGUACAUACUCAACUGGAACAGAGAGGGCAAAACUGUGUUCUCUUGGAACAACGGAAGAUUAACAGCAACAGAUCCGUACGUCGGAAGAAUUCAUUUGCUGGAAGAGCAACAUGCCAUUAGAUACGGAGGAGCAUCCAUAAAUUUAACAUCAAUUCGGGAAUCAGAUGCUGGAUGGUUCGAGUGUAAAGUGAUCUUCCCAAAUCGAACGCCCAAUUCCCGCAACAAUGGGACCUGGUUCUACCUUACAGUUAAUGGAGGUAACUUGUUGGCCGUGCCACCAAUCAACCAAACCACGAUGGAACAUGAGGAAGCACACUUUUCGUGUGUCACAAAGGACAAAGACACAAUUGUUACUUGGUACAAAGAUGGGAUUCCUCUAAACGAAUUACCGGAUAUCUUACAGAGAUCAUGGAUUUCUUCCGAAGGUUCUUUAACAAUUCGACCUGCCGCAAUGGGCGAUCUGGGCGAGUACGAAUGCGAAGCAGUAACACCGGACGGCGAAAAGCAAUCUGCGAAAGCCUAUCUCAACGUACAAUACAAAGCAAAAGUCAUCUACGCUCCUCGGGAAAUACAUUUGCCUUACGGAAGAUCGGCAAUACUCGAUUGCCAUUUUCGCGCUAAUCCACCGCUAACAAAUUUGCGCUGGGAAAAAGACGGUUUUCUUUUCGAUCCUUACAACGUUCAAGGGGUUUUCUACCGACGAAAUGGAAGCUUGUAUUUUAGCAAAGUGGAUGAAUCGCACACCGGACAUUACAGUUGCACUCCUUACAACGAUUUGGGCACGGAAGGACCGUCGCCUUCGAUUCACGUGAUAGUCCAAAGACCUCCAGUUUUCGUGGUCACCCCUAAUCCACUGUAUUUAAGAAAGUUAGGCGAGACCUUGGAAAUGCCCUGCGACGCUAGAGAUGGCGAAAACGAACAUAAACCCAUAAUUGUUUGGUACAAAGACGGUUCCUCUUUGCCAGUAGGAAGAUAUUCAAUCAGAGACGGUAAUUUAACAAUAAUAAAUAUUCAGGAGGACGAUCGUGGGAUGUAUCAAUGUUCAGCUACAAACGAAGCGGCUACGAUUAGCACGGAAACUCAGUUGAUCGUCGAAAAUGUUCCACCAAGAGCUCCAUACAAUUUAACAGCGGAUUCGUCAUUAACUAGUGUUCACUUGAAAUGGGAAGCGGGUCGGAAAGUCCCCAACAUCGAGUACAACAUUUGGUACAGACCGGUCGAAACACCUGAAUGGAAAACCAUAAAAGUUUCUGGUAAAAAAGCACUGGAAACGACAAUUUCCAACUUAAAUUCAGGAAGGGAAUACGAAUUUAUGGUAUUAAGCAAGGACCAACACGGGGAUGGAUUAUUCAGUAAAACUAUACGCGUUUGGACUAAAGGAUACAACGCUGAAUAUUCUUCUGCGGGAUCAACUAAUCCUCAUUCUAUUGGUAGUCCGAAAGAUGUUCAAGUUAAGAGUACCGCGGAUGGCUUUCUGGUUGUUUGGAAUCCUCCAGAAUACGGUUUGGAAGAGCUUAGGGUUUACGUUGUUAGAUGGUACGAAGGUCCACGGCAAUAUCUCUGCGGUACAGCUGAAACUAAGAACACCUCGUAUCUCGUGUCUGAUUUGGAAGAAGGAAACGACUAUCAUUUCGAAGUUUUGGCUAUGGCAUUCGAUGAAUAUCAAGCGGCGAGCGACAAGUUCGCAAUUACCGUGCCAUCAUAUUCUCGCAUCAAGGCGAUUUCCAUUGGUUUGCUCGUGGUAUGCUUGGUUGUAGCAGCUCUCGGAGUUGCCGCUUUCUACUUGAAGAAAACAUAUUGGAAUAAGUUAUCUAGCAGCGAUUCCAAAAACUAAUUUGACUGAAAGAACAAACUUGGAUUAUAUUGUCUACAUUAUUAUAUUUUACUGUAUAGUCUAUGUUCCGUUUAUUUUUUAUGUGUUAUGAAA
Nicrophorus vespilloides is the source of this 2630-nucleotide messenger RNA. Its product is annotated as protein borderless. Gene Ontology annotation, biological process: cell-cell adhesion. Gene Ontology annotation, molecular function: protein binding. The record is from RefSeq and is a predicted model, not a curated record. The transcript is spliced from 7 exons. The coding region runs from base 369 to 2537 and encodes 722 amino acids. Lineage: Eukaryota; Metazoa; Arthropoda; Insecta; Coleoptera; Silphidae.